AUGGAAUUUGGACAAACAAUUCUCCCUAUUCAACCACUUCGUUUAGAACAACCUGAUAUUGUCACAGAAGAAGAAGAAAGUAAUAAUAAAGGUAUUGUAUUUAGAUCAUUUGAUUCAAAUACAACUAAUAAAGUAACAAAACAAGAGAAAGUUGAUGGGAUAAUUAAAGAAAAAGUUACAAAAAAAAAAUAUAAAAACUUAGAAAAGAAACCAAAGAAAAAACAAAAGACAACAAUUAUGAGUUCAUUAGAAAAUUGUAGUGUAUUAAGGAAUAAUAAAAUACCAUUAACACACGAUAAUAUUUCUAAAAUUAAUCAUAUGUUUCCAGUUCAUAAAUAUAUUCGAAUUAGACAAUGGAUUAAUCUUAAUAAUAAAGAUUGUUUGUAUCCAUAUCCAUUUCUUUCAAUGUAA
Molecule: messenger RNA, 411 nt
Organism: Entamoeba dispar SAW760
Lineage: Eukaryota; Evosea; Mastigamoebida; Endamoebidae
Exons: 1
Coding region: 1-411 (136 amino acids)
Source: RefSeq, a predicted model, not a curated record